AACUGGAGAAAAGCCACUACUCGGAUCAUGAAAUGAGGAAGCUGCAGGAGGAGGAGCAGCUGAGGAGGAGGAAGGAGAACAUCUACGAUGAUGAUGAUGAAAGGCCUGGCAAAACUGUCAUCAUGGCUCAAGACCUGGAGGAGAAAUGGGAGCAGAAGUUCCUGCAGUUUGAAGCUGCUCCACGGGUGACAGAUGCUGACAAAGCCAACACUCUGACGUCGCUGGACAGGAGGCUGGACAGCAGCCUGCUGCUGCUGGUGAAACAGAAAGUUGGCAAGCAGGAGCUGUGGCUGCUGCCUCAAGCCGAGUGGCAGCCUGGAGAGACGCUGCGGAGCACAGCCGAGAGAGCCAUGGGAACGGUUUUGGGAGAACACAUCCAAGCCAAAGUCCUGGGCAAUGCACCACAUGGGAUUUACAAGUACAAAUUCCCCAGGGCCAUCAGGACUGAGGAUAAUGUGGGAGCCAAAGUGUUCUUCUUCAAAGCCUUCCUGCAGAGCAGUGAUCUGUCCCAGGCAGAGCUGAAGGAGGAUUACCUCUGGGUGGCCAAGGACGAGCUGGGAGGCUACUUGAAGUCGGAAUACCUGAAGAAAGUAAAUCAGUUCCUUCUGGACUUGUAAGCAGCAGGCUGUGCUCCAGCAGAUGGGAAAGGUGUGGGACAUGGCUCCAGGGAGGAGCACAGCUGCUGCUUUGCACGGUCUGUGAGAUGGUAGCUUGGGCUCUGGAGGAUAAUUUGCCUCUGCCUUGUUUCCCAGUUCUCUUCUCAGGACCUGUACUAAAUAAAUAUUAAAACCUGGCCUAGGAAGUGAA
Pogoniulus pusillus (Red-fronted tinkerbird) is the source of this 807-nucleotide messenger RNA. RefSeq names its product mitochondrial ribosomal protein L46 (gene MRPL46). The record is from RefSeq and is a predicted model, not a curated record. Lineage: Eukaryota; Metazoa; Chordata; Aves; Piciformes; Lybiidae. Gene Ontology annotation, cellular component: mitochondrial large ribosomal subunit. Gene Ontology annotation, molecular function: structural constituent of ribosome. Bases 33 to 617 code for a protein of 194 amino acids. The transcript has 3 exons.